UCUGGCGCAGGGGUAGCGGCUCCUCCCCUUCAGUCUGGCGCAGGUGUAGCCGGCUCCUCCCCUUCAGUCUGGCGCAGGGGUAGCGGCUCCUCCCCUUCAGUCUGGCGCAGGGGUGCGGCUCCUCCCCUUCAGUCUGGCGCAGGGGUGCCGGCUCCUCCCCUUCAGUCUGGCGCAGGGGUGCGGCUCCUCCCCUUCAGUCUGGCGCAGAAGUGGGGUAGCGGCUCCUCCCCUUCAGUCUGGCGCAGGGGUAGCGGCUCCUCCCCUUCAGUCUGGCGCAGGGGUAGCGGCUCCUCUUCUGGACUGAAACUGCUUCCUCUGAUGUUAUUGUGAGCUUACACCUGUGCCAAGACUGGAGGGGAGGAGCCGGUACACCUGUGCCAGAUUGGAGGGGAGGAGCCGCUACACCCGUGCCAGACUGGAGGGGAGGAGCCGCUACACCCGUGCCAGAUUGGAGGGGAGGAUCCGCUACACUGCAUGCAGUCACUGGAGCUGAAGGACAGCUCCUCCCCUCCAGUCUUGCACAGGUGUACCGGCUCCUCCCCU
Messenger RNA from Staurois parvus, 543 nucleotides. The record is from the annotation of a GenBank genome assembly. NCBI's taxonomy places the organism in Eukaryota, Metazoa, Chordata, Amphibia, Anura, Ranidae.